AUGAGCAGCAGCAAUGACGCCAAUAACCUGGACACCCAGGCUGGAAAUAUAGAAGGAUUGCAUUUCCCUUCGCUGGAGGAGAUUCUCCAGACGCAACGUCCGGCACCAGAGCCGCCCCUCGCCGAGACGCUACCAUUAGAGGAGCAAGAAGCCCUUUUGUACUCCGUGGACGAUGCCCUGAAAAGGGCCAAUGAGGGCGAUUCGGCAGCCUUUGAAGGUAUGCUGGACGCUUUAUCCAAGCUCUGGCAUUGCCAAUCCCAAUUCUUACUGCGGGCUACAGAAGCCCUGGCGAACGGGAGUAGAAACCCUUCGCUUCGUCUUGUGUACGGCCGGACGGGAGUUCUGGAUUUCUUCCUCCAGCUUAUAUCUUCAAAAGAGAUUGCGGAGAGUAGCCUGAUUCUUCAUUCCCUUAGGCUCAUUGGGAAUUCUUGUGCUGACACAGAUGAAAACCGGGCGACUGUGGUGAAUUAUAUACCAGCCAUUCUGCAGUACCUACUGCAGCCUGAACUCCGCCAGGUCAUAAUUCCUGUCGUAUAUAAUCUAUGCAUUGACUAUGAACCCGCCCAGUCUCAGUUAGCGGCGAACAAAAUAGUGUAUAUCCUUUUAACACUGGUCAAGGAUGAUGCAUUCCAGGGAAAUGAUGCUCUAAUUGACCAUGUCUACGAACUAAUAGAGCUCGUGGGCGAGCAGGAACAAGGCGUUGAAAAUUCUCCUGAUGGGACAAUUUCAUUACUACUAGCCAUGACUGCUGCUGAACCAGCCCAAUUCUGUAUCCUUGCGAACUGCACCGCGGCUUAUAUAACCAACACUAGAUUUCAGGAUAUCUGCAUAUCAAGACGCAUGGUCUCGGAUAUCUUGUCAAUGCUCACACGGUCUAUAUCCUUCGACACAGCAGGCUCUGAUGACACGCAAGCAAUCGCACAGUCACGGCUGAAGAUAAACCAGGCUUUAGCAGAGUUAUCUGCCUCGCCGCGUUUUGCAAUGUCCUACCCGCUAAACUCAUCCCUCUCGCAGACGCUCAGAUCUUGGCUAAAUAGCCCAGAAGACCAACUUCAGAUCUGCGCCUGCGUCAUGCUCGGCAACUUGGCACGCUCCGACGAGAUCUGCGUGGCCAUGGUAAAGGAACAAAAAAUCCACGAAGAGCUGAUAGCCGUCCUAAACAGCAAUGCCAGAGGAGCAGCACUACACUCUGCCCUUGGAUUUCUUAAAAACCUGGCAAUAGCCAGUGACAAUAGGAUCAUUAUAGGCAAAGCUGGGAUCGUGCCAGCCAUCGCGCGCCUAUGGGCGUAUGAAACCAUCCCGCAAGUCCAGCUUUCAGCAACAAGUAUCACCAGACAGCUUGUCAAUUCGUCUGUCGAGAAUAUCAGUCGGCUACUGGAGCCAGCAGAGGGAGAGGAAGCGCAGUCUUACCUCUCAUUACUUCUUGCUCUGUUCAAAAGGACCGAUUCAAUUCCAAUCAAAACAGAGAUGGGGCGCAUCGCAGCCGCGAUAUGUCGCACGCUCAUUCCCAGAUACAAAGCCGCCGGUGACUGUGUUCUCGAAUCUCUAUUCACUCACAAAGACAUAGCCCUUCCACUAGGCGCCAUGGUAACGCAAACUCAAUGGCCUGUAGUGCGGAGCGAGGGGUGGUUUGCUCUCGCACUGAUGGCAUCCACAAAGGCAGGCUCUGAUGCGGUCGUCAAUUGUCUGCAAAACAUUGAUGGUUUCUCUUUAAUUGAGCAGACUCUAGGCGCUGCAGAACCACCGGAGACCGAGGCAGACAAGGUGCAGUGGGGCAAGGACCGAGAUAAUAUUAUAAUUCUCGUGCAGGAGCUGCUAAAGGAUGAGGUGAGUCUCUUAACUGCCAAUUAUACUCAGGCUGAUCGAUAUCCUCAGGCCGAUACUGUUGACGCUUCCUGGAAAAUUACUAUGCAAGGCCUGAUGAGACGCCAUGUCUCAAAGUAUCUUAAGCAGGGUAAUUGA
Molecule: messenger RNA, 1962 nt
Organism: Aspergillus nidulans FGSC A4
Lineage: Eukaryota; Fungi; Ascomycota; Eurotiomycetes; Eurotiales; Aspergillaceae
Product: putative GTP binding protein
Exons: 5
Coding region: 1-1962 (653 amino acids)
Molecular function (GO): guanyl-nucleotide exchange factor activity
Source: RefSeq, a predicted model, not a curated record